AUGGCUGCCUGCGUCCGUCCGACUCUCGAAGGCCUGGAGGUGUUCGGCGCUAUGGCCUCAGAAGUGACCGAGGCACAGCUCUCGAGCAUUUUCGAGUUCAAGGGGGAGCCAUUUCCCGAGCAGCAGAGUAUUGGGGCUGUGGCAGGUUUCGUCCGGCUAUUGUCUAACCAUUGCUCCAACUUGAAGGAAAUACUUGAGAGAGCAACCAGGCCGACUCGCAAUACGCGGCGUUCCGCCGCGGCGGCUUCGGCGACUGCUUGGCGGUGGCUCUGUCAGCCCCACAGCGGCUGCGAGCUCACCGGUGGGCCCGCUUUUACUUCCGCUCUUCAACCUGACUGCCAGACGGUCACGUUCGUGGACGCGACCAUCGCGGCCUAUGCUUCGCCGUGCUACACCGCGCGGGUGUCGGGCACGUGA
This is a messenger RNA of Ectocarpus sp. CCAP 1310/34, 417 nucleotides long. The record is from the annotation of a GenBank genome assembly. NCBI's taxonomy places the organism in Eukaryota, Phaeophyceae, Ectocarpales, Ectocarpaceae.